Molecule: messenger RNA, 10303 nt
Organism: Bacillus rossius redtenbacheri
Lineage: Eukaryota; Metazoa; Arthropoda; Insecta; Phasmatodea; Bacillidae
Product: GDNF-inducible zinc finger protein 1-like
Exons: 7
Coding region: 439-1611 (390 amino acids)
Biological process (GO): regulation of transcription by RNA polymerase II
Cellular component (GO): nucleus
Molecular function (GO): protein binding
Source: RefSeq, a predicted model, not a curated record
AGUUAAUUAAACAUUUACAUAAUUGGUUUAGUGUUACCGGCUUAACAUUGUGGCAAUUUUGUUAGCAUUAGGAGAUUAAUAAUUUACUUUUAGGACUAAUAUGUUACUUUUAACAUUUUAUUGUAUGACAGCACUCUUCGUAUCCCUUUAGGAAAAAGAUAAAGCUUAUUCGUUCGUCUUGACCUAAAUAAAAGGUUGGGAAAAGGUACAUCGCAGGGCACCGUGAUUAGUGAUUGGUAAGGGUAGGAAAAGGUAAGAAAAGAGGCGGAGACUUAUAAUCCAUUGGCGAUGAUGAAGAGCCUGGACUGUGACCCAUUGCAGGGGAGGAGGAAAGUAGAAAGACUGGCAAGGCUGUUGAAAGUUUCAAGGGGAAGAGGGGUUUGGGAAGUUGGGAUAUAGAUUGCAGAGAAGUAUGUUCAGAGGGAGGAAAAAACAUCAAUGGGAGCUCCAAUGGAAGCGGAGACAAACGGAAAGAGGCAGCGAGCGAUGUCAGCGUCUAGGGAGUCGGAAGAACACUUCUCGCUGCAGUGGAACAACUUCCACAGCAACCUGUCGGAGGGUUUCCACUUGCUGCAGAAGGCCGAAGAUCUGGUCGACGUGACGUUGGCGGCAGGCAGCAAGUACGUGCAGGCGCACCGCCUUGUCUUGUCCGUGUGCAGCCCCUACUUCAAGGAACUGUUCCGGGUUAACCCGUGCAAACACCCCACCGUCAUCCUGAAGGACGUCUCCUUCCAGGAGCUCGUGGACAUCCUGGAGUUCAUGUACUGCGGUCAAGUGAAUGUGCAGCAGGACAGACUGUCUGAGUUCCUCAAGACAGCUGAGAUGCUGCAGGUGAAGGGGCUCAGCGAGGACGACACUUCUGUGAAUCCGUUGUUGGCAAACAUGAGUAGCAGUGCGCCCGUGCAAGCUCCAGCCAAGAAGAGUCCAACACCAAUCAUCCAGAAGAAGCUAGAGUUCAAGGAAAGCACGUCUGCACAAUACAAUGAAGCUUCUUCGCCUCCCGUGAAGCGCAAGCGACGGGCGACCCAACCGGAGAUGUACUCGGCCCCACCCUCCUUUAACGAGGAACUUGUUGUCGUGUCCAAACCUUACAACGAUGACACCAGCGAUGAAGUGGAACUUAUCAACAUCAUCGAACCCAAAGAGGAAGUGAACUUAGAAGAUGAUGAAUCCAACGUUGAGGAGGGGGAGACGAACCAGGAUGGAAAGCCUAGUUUCUCGAACAUCUUUAAUGACGAUAACGGCUUUCCUGGGCAGAACAUUUCAGAUUCUCAGUUUGAACUGGACUUUCCGAGCAAUUCACAGACUGUCGUAGGUGUCCAUGGUGUUAAUGAAGGCCUGCCGAGGUUUGUUCUGAGCGCUCAGGGCAAGCACCAACUGGUCCACGACAACUACCUGUACUGCCUCGACCGCAUGGCUGCUGGCCGCGCGUUCUGGAGGUGUACUGACUUCCGCAAGCACCGGUGCCAGGCCCGCGUGUCGACUGUCGAGGGCGACGUCACCAAUCAGCCCCGCGUCGGCCACAACCACGAGUGCCACCGCGACAAGAUCAAGAAGAGGAUGCUGUGGGAGCAGCUCAAGGAGCAGAAGUCUGCAAGGCAGGCGACAUAGACAGGUGAGUUCCUGUUAGUCCCGAGCGCUAAGGGCAACCAGCAGCUGGUGCACAGAGACUUCUUGUACUGCGUGGACACCACCAAUGGCCAGAGGACAGCGUGGAGGUGCACAGACUGUAACAAGCACAAGUGCCGUGCACGCGUGAUCACCGUCGGGAGCGUGCUGAUGGCUGCACGCUCGGGCAAUGUCCACAACCACGGCCCGCACACAGAGAAGCUGAGGCGGCGCCUUGCUUGGCAGCACAUCCUCGGGCUCCAAUAGCUUCUCUCCCUUGCCUCCCCACUACUCACGGUACUGUGCGGCAGUGGUUCACUUCCAAGGAGUUCCUUCGCAACUCCAAGAGAUGCUACGCACCUUGCAUUAGCACAGAUCUUGCCUGUGUGACCUGUUCAUUUAUUACUGCUGCAUGAAUUAAUUGGACGUUUCUUUCCUUUGCCCAAUGUAUCGUGUACUUUAGUAAUUUAUCUUGGCGUUCUUUGAUCAACCAUUGUAAAAAUAAAAAGUUGUUUGUCAGUUGUAUGACAAAAGUCUCAUGUCUCUAUAGUGAUAAUGGAGGUGUGUGUCUAGUUCUUAGGGUAGGACUUGUGUAAUAGUAAAAUAUUAGUUUCAGAAGUGUUUGGUAGUCUGCUAUAAACUUCAGUUGUCUACUAGAGUUUGCACUGCCUGGUGGCUGGGCACAUCUCGGUGAUUGGCUUGUGGUCCUGCCACAGCACUGGAGGCUGAAGCGAUACCGGCCACGGGCAAGCUUGGUUAUGAGUGCAGUACGGGAGCUCUGCCUACCUUUCUGAGACCCUAGCAAUAUUGCCUUACCAAUUUGUGGGAUGAAGGCUAUUGAUUCAACAGACGCGGACUGCCCUAACCAAAGAUCAAGGUUACCACCAGCCCCUAACUUUGUCAUUUGUUAUUGAAGAACAUAAAUAUUUACAUGCAUGUGUCUGAAUGUAUAUGUACUAUGCUAAUAUAGUUACUGUAAUUUGUUUUAGCAGUAGUUACUUUAUAACUUCUUCACUGUAAAUACCUUUUUCGAAAAAUUAACCGUGCAUCAUUGCCAAAGAGCAGGCGGCUUGAUUAUGCAGUAAAACCUUAGAACAAGCCAUGUCAUUUGACUGUACAUUUUAGCCUUAUGAUCUUACAUAAUGCAUUUGAAAAAAUAUCAUACAAUUUUAUAUUCUCAAACUUGUACAGUGUGUUACGAACACUGUGCGGUAGUCUAUGUUGCCUUGUGUUAUCACAGUGUGUAAAGUUUGGCCCUAAACCCCGGCCAAACCAAACAACUUCCGCAACCCGCGACACAGUAAACUCCUAUAUUGCCCCGUACUGCGAGCGCAGGUAAACCCAAAAAAAUAUUAAAACCCAAACUAAUGGCAGGCUCAAAAAAUACUAAUAAGAUUGCGAACAGUGAGAGGAGGCAGCAAGUUAAAAAGACGCAAAAAGUAUAUGGCAACAUUUAAUAAAUAUAUAUAUAAAUAUACCACAAAAUCGUUUAAUCACAAAUCAGCGCAUACAUCAUAAAAUACAUACCCUAUUACUACUAAUAAAAAAGCUAUAUAAUAAUACUAAAAAAAAAUACUUUAACAAAUCCCCCAAAAAGGUAUAAUUUGGAUCAUAUACUUCGGAGCUCCAAAAAAUCAAAUGUAACUACCCAAAAGGCUUAAAAAUAUAUAAGAACAUAUUAAUACAAAUACAAAUAUAAAUACGCACCGGGCGUAGUACUACUGUAAAUACCAAUUAACAGAAUUUACCAUAAAAUAGGCGAAAUCUAGCAAAAAUUUGACACACAUUAGCAUCCAAAUCAAAAUAUCAAAAAUUAACAAAUUACAAAUUAUGGGUUAACAAGCCUUCUCAGUUAAGUCAUUCUCUAACGGUCGACGCCUUUUUUUCUUCCACGUCUGGCAGGCAUUGGGUUAACACGCUGAACGUAAAAUCCCAGUUUCAGUGUUAUUAGUCCGUUAAUUUAAAUCUCAAAAAUCCACAGAUUAUAGUUUCGCACCAGGGGUCAAAGGGGUCAACGGGGCAGUGGCACGGCUGGCACUUACUUGCUUUUUUGACGUUGAGAUGUCCGGUCACCAAAUACACUCGUUUGCUCACGAGUGUUUUUAAUGGCAAACCCUUGCCAUUACACGUUACCGUAGCUGCGGGUAAUUGUACGGAUAUCACGCCGUACCGUCUUGGAGUUUUGUUUGGCGCACAUAAUUCAUCCUUGGAAAAUCCUCGCGACAUUCACACACGCCUCACCAACCACUCACGUUUCAUCGUACCAACGCGUUCUAUAUAUAUAUAUAUAUAUACAUAUAUAUAUACAUACAUACAUACAUACAUAUACAUACACACAUAUAUACAUACACACACACACACAUACAUACAUAUAUAUAUAUACAUACACACACACACACACACAGAGAUAUAUAUAUAUAUAUAUAUAUAUAUAUAUAUAUAUAUAUAUAUAUAUAUAUAUAUAUAUAUAUGAACCCCGUUCAUAUUCAAAAGGAACACUCAUAUUCAGAUGUUCGACCGGCAAGUCACUUCGAUGUGGAACCAUCACCAUGGCCAACCCGCGUUUAACUCACGUCCGCGCCCGCCCGGGCCCACCAGGCGACUGCCGCUCGCCAGUCUCCCCUGACGUUACACACUCAGCUGUUCUGCUCGCGCGCCACCUAGCGCAGCGAUUACCAAAAUAUUCGGUAGUGUCCUUGAACGUUCCAGACCAAUUUAAUAACUUAAAAUCUUAAAAUAAAAAUAAUAAGACUAAACAAGAAUUACAAUUUCCUUUUUAAAAACAAAAUAUAACCAACUUAAAUCCAAAAUAACUCUUAUUACCAGUGCAUCCAAAAAGGUUAAUAAAAUAAGUUAACCAUUUCUAUCAACAUAAACAUUAUCAAAGGUAGAGGCUGUAGCACACAUGCUACAAGUGUUAAGUAAAUAAUAUAAAUAAAAUUAAGAAAAAAUCUUUACACCUUGUAAUUGUAUUCUGACAGUAAUAAUUAUCAGGCAUACUAUUUUAAUUGUAUUUUUAAAUGUGAAACCAGUCCUAAAGAAGUAAUUUAAUACUCUGUUAUUUUUAUUAUGUAGUAUUGUAUUUUUUGCGGAACAUCCAGUAAUAGUAAAUUGUUUUGUGGUGAAAAUAUUUGUUAUCAAAGAAAAUGUGUAUGUUUCAUGUUAUAUCAUUAGUCAGUUUUUGUGCUGUUUUAAAAUGUUUUUAAAUAAAAAAUAAGUUAAAAUAAAUUACUAAAUACUUGUACUGUGUUAUUUUUCGACAGAAAUGAACAUUUUUUUGUGCAUUUAGUCAGAUAUUAGUAACUGCAAAUCAAACAGCAAAUUCCAAACUCCAAUUCAGUCAGCUUAGUGUUCACAGCUUCGAUUAUCUAAAGUUAUCAUUUUAACCUGCCAAGUAGUUCAUGAGGUCCAUACAUUGCAUACACAUUAACUUUGCUGAUUUCUUAAUUUUUCUUGGUAUUCCUGUUAAAACUAUAUAUUGACGUUUGACAAUCCAGAAAGGUUGUUAUUCCGCAUGACCACCGUUAAUAAUGUGCUGGAUUUGAGUUUUUUUAUGUAUUAUAUUAUUAAUUAAUGUGUGUGUGUUUGUGUUGAAGACUGCAAGUGCGGACAGCACAAUCCCUAAACCGCAACCAGUGAGGAAGAAGAAUAUUCCAAGGCUCAUAGCUUUGUUCUAGCUGGCUGCGAGUGCUGCCAGCACACAUUCCCUCGCAGAGCUGCUCUCUCUGCUGAAGUUUUCCCGCGUGGCCACUUCAUUGGUUAACAAUUUCCCAUCCCAGGCUUUGACUGCAGAGCACGCCUGCUCCAGCAAGAACGUGGAACUCCUGGUGAAACGCACGUUGAAGAGGCAACCCCUGGUGAUACGUGUUGACUUAUGCCCAGCAGAGAGUGGGACUCGUCGACAGUCCUUGCCUGCUCAGUAAAGGUCCAGUGACCUGGCCGACCAAGAAGAGAAUAUUUCAUUGAAAGAGUUGCAAUGUGGAUUGAUAACAUGCAGACACUUGGAAGUGUAAUCAGUUCUCCACUACUCUCAACAGUUUCACUUUAAAUUAUGGCACAUUUGUUAUCAAUUAUAACAAAAUAUGCAGUACAUGCUAUACAUUUAGCUUUCAAUGCCGUAAAACUUAUCAUGAAAAGAUUGAAAUACCUAUUACUUAAGAAAGUUUUUAAGACAAUGAAAUAUAAGCAUUAAAAAGAUUAAAAUUUAAUACAAUUUUGUUUGAACAAAACUUCAUAAUAAUUACAUACCGUAUUUACUCGCGUAAAGGCCCCGCCCGCGUAUAAGCCCCCCUCCUUGUUUUGUAAACAUUUUUGAGAAAAAAUUUAAAAACCGUGUUUUUCUGGGUUUAUCUGAGGGCAGGGCAGCUUGGCUUGCAUCAAACAACAAGCCAUGUAUUGUGAGCGGCGGGAGGUGAUUUUGUACGCGGCAGUGAUACAGAGACUGGUAUUAUAGUUUGUCCGUUCUCAGUAAGACCGAUGUGAGGCAUGCCAGACGUAAGCAGUUAGUUCUUUCUCAAACGACAUAAAGAUAAAGAAAGCUGGACUCUCGCGCUGCCGCUGUGUUGAUGUGGAGUGUUGUCAGAGAAGAAGAGGGGAAGUGGGUCAAGGAUUCUAACACUCCAUUGUCUGGUUGGCUGGCUAGCUGGCAGGAGGGAGGUUAAGCCACGCCUCUGCCUCUCUCCCCCCCCCCUGUAAUAGCGCUGCCUCUCCCCCCUGCGGAGUCGAUGCCUCUCUCUCCCUCCUGCCGCGUCGCUGCCUCCCCCGCCCUACCUCAUUCGAACAAAGACGCACGACUUGAAAAGAAAAAUCUAUUUUUUCCUCCAAAUUCGCGUAUAGGCCUCCUCCCCUUUUUUGGAGUCAAAAUUUGGGGAAAAAAGGGGGGCCUUUACGCGAGUAAAUACGGUAUUCAAGAUGGUAGACUUAAUCAAGGUUUCUUAUUUCUUGUGUAGAUAAACGUUCAACUUAACUCCCAGAGUUACUAUCGUCAGGGAAAUCAAGCUGUUAAAAUACAAAUUUUUAAAUUUGUGAAGACAACUUGUUUGUUUUCUUCUGUAAUUUUUAACUCUGUCACGAUGCAAACAAGACAGACAAGAUGGUAUUUACAAACCACAACAGAUCUUAUAGUGUGUCCUACGAUUUUGACUAAUCGAUAGGCACUGAUCUUAGAAUAGCAUGAUGAUGUGAUGUACACUGAGACCAUACUUUGGUGAUUUUGACGAUGUACCUAAUUGAUGUGACCAAUAAUCUGAAAAAAUUCUUGUAACUUCCAUGGUGCACUGUGACUAUAGCCUAGCUAUAAUCACAAAAUGGAUCAACCAUUGCAAGUAAAGAAACAAAAUAAAUGUUAUAGACUCAGAAGGAAGCCCAACUAUCAGAAGAUGAAUUACCAAGCAACAGCCUUAAAAUUUGUGAAUGAUGAUUUUGUUUACCUACUUAUCACAAGUAUUUAUUUUUGUUCUGUGCUGUCAUAUGUAUAAACUUAUCAGCAAUAAUGUACAUUCUACAAACUUCUUAUGUAUUCAGAAUUUUAAACCUACAAAAUAGAAACUUUAUUUCUUUGAAAUGUGCAAUUAUAAUUUAAUUUUAAUCUUUUUGUAAUUCUGUGUUUGUUCGUUUGUAGGCCUACAAAUAUGAAUAUAAAAAAAAAAAUGUUUUGGUACAUUUUUAACAGUUGAUUUAUUUGUUCUACUAGAAGUAUAAACACACAUAGUUAAACCACAAAUUAAAAAGUGUAUUUAAGCUAACUAAUGCCAAGUCUGAAAUGACAUCUCUUAUACAAAUUACCCUCUUUUAUCGCAUAAUGGUCGCACUCGCGUAAUUGUCGCACCCAUAUUUUAGGGAGUCAAAAUUUGGAUAAAAAAAAACCUCUCGCGUAAACGUCGCAUAAUGUUUUUGGUCCUGCUAUUAGAUUCCGAGCGUUUUCUGUGGGUAUUUUUUCCAUAUAAAAGAUGUUUUUUUUAAAUAGAAAUCCAAUAUUUAUUCGGACAUUACCACUUAAUUAAAUAAGUAACGGAAAUACGAAGUUGUCUGAUGUGUAAAUUAUCUUUUAAAGAUUUUUUUAGACGUUAUAACUAGUGGUGCACCGAUGCGGAUACCGAUGAAUCGUAAUCGGCGAUAAUGGGUACUUACCGAUUAAUCGUAAUCGGCAAUUAUCUUAACAAUUACUUUGCCGAUUAUUUACGUCCCGGCGUAAUUAAGUAGGUUUUUACCGUGUAAUGUUUUGUUACAGAUUUUAGGACGAAAUACCAUAAUAUUUGUAUAUAUUACAAAAUUCAUCUAACUCCGUCAUAUCAUAAUUACAGAUAUUUCGUUAAGUUUAAUAAAUCUCAUUGCCUCGAACAAUAAAAAAUAAAUUUUUCCUACACGUUUAUUUACGUUUCGUCUUUUGUUUGUUUAGUGGCCUUGUUCAUUACCUAUAGCCAAAGACGUAAAAUAGAUGUCACGCAAUCAAAAUACCACAAACAGUUGCAGUGGAUUCUAUGACAAUCUAUCUUUUCGAGUCGUAGUAGCAGUUCAAAAUCGUGGUCCCGAUACCUUCUAGAGUUUAUCACUGCAUUUUACCAACUCGUUAUGGGCGUCUUUGGUAACGUUAUCCGUUGUUGUGUUAUUUGUAUGUGACGUGAAAAGUGAAAAAGUAUUUAUAAUUUUAUAUAUUCAGUCAACAUAAAUAAAAUAACAUGUGCUAGAUUUGGUUUUUGGUCAUUUUUAUAUAAUUAUAGUGAGAUGGCGAGUAGGGAGGAAAAAAAUGAAGUGUGGAAACAUUUUUCUAUAAACUCAAGUGAACAAAAUAAAGCAGCAUGUUUACAUUGUUAAACGGUAAUUUAUUGAUGCAACCUUAUGUGAUAGUCGAUAAUAAUGCUAAUUUUCCGCAACAAAAACUUACCCAUUGUAAAUUACAAUUAUUAGACUGUAGUUCAAGUUGUUUACAAUAACAUAUUUAAAUAGAAGUUAAUUUAAUUUACACUUUGCAAUGACUUAAUAGUGUAUUUUAUACAUUUUUAUACUGUUAUUAUAACUGUAUUCUCAAUUUUACCUAAUCUUUUUAUUAAAUUCACAUGGGAAUAAAAAUUUUUGUGUGCAUUCUUACACUUAAAAAAAAUUUCUUCAUUAUAAUCGGUAACUGAAUCGGUAUCUGCCGAUUAUUGCUCUCAUAAUCGGUAAUCGAAUCUGUAAUCGGUAAAGUCAUAUCGGUGCACCACUAGUUAUAACCUUCAUCCUUUUGUCAGCGUCGCCGCGGUGUACCGCAUACAUAACUGUAGCCAGCGCUUGUUGCAAUCAUUAAUAUUUGGUUCUUUUAAAGACUUUUUAGACGUUAUAACCUUCAUCCUUUUGUCAGCAUCGCCGCGGUGUACCACAUACAUAACUGUAACCAGCGCUUGUUGCAAUCAUUAAUAUAUGGUUAUGUUGCUUUCCAUAUAGAGCGCGCGCCCGUAUCCGAAUAUCGAUAUCUCACCGAGUGCAUGCGACGCACACACACUAUUUGGUUGUGUCGCUUCCCGUAUAGAGCGCGCACACGUAGCCGAAUAUCAAUAUCUCGCCGAUUGCAUACAACGCGCGCUCUCUAUCAGGAGCUGAGUUAACUACAUUUGAUAGCCCGCAUUCUUAGUGUUGUUAACUACGGUAGUUACACAUUUGUUCAGCUUGCAUUUGGAUCACAGAUGUUUUUCUAUUUAAAGUUGAAGAAAGGUUUUUGUUGUAUGACUUAAUAAUUUAAAUUGUUUGGUGUGCUUUUAUACUUCCCUUUUUAAAUAAACGUACUUUCCAUGAAUGGGUUUUGUUUUUAUGAAUAACUUUAUCUAACAAAAAAAUUUUUUUCCCGUUUAAUUGUCGCACCCCUACUGUUCAAACUUGGUUUUAGACUGAAAUGUGUGACGAUUAUGUGAGAAAACACGGUAUCAGAUAGUCAUGUUGCAAAUAUGCUGGAACAAAUUUGCAGUUUAUGAACUUUACAAAAUAAGUUUACCAACUACGAUUACAAUCAUACGGAAAUGUCUUGAAAAACCUGGAAAAGUCGGGCACACUUAAGUUUUCAUGUAAGUAUCUACAGGCACUACAAAAUAAAGUGAAAGGCAAUUUCAAAAGUAAAUACCAAGCUGGCUUACGGAAUGUUCUUUUACUGUCAGGCUUAAAUGAUGGUUAUCAAGAACUAAUUCCCAUUACAUACUUAUUUCAGCUUAGCUUGCAUGAUGUACCAAUUGAUCUUGAGGGAUAGUGUAUUACUGCCCCAAUUAACAGUUGGUUAUGCUGUUGCAAUGUACUAAAUGAAUGGUGGUGGUGAUUUAAGUGAAUGCUAAACACACCUGUUGAGGCAGAGAUGCUUAGACACUCUCCCCAGGGAGGCAGUAUGUCAGGGUCUCGUUGGCGGCUGAAAAUGUUCGAGGUGGAGUACAGCAGUCCUGUGGGGGCAUGAUUCCAGAGGUAGAGGGGUUAAGGCUGCAUGGCCAGUGCAGUCUAGAAGGCUGCCCAAAACUAUGAACAAUGGCCUGCAGCAGAGAUGCUCCCUGGUUCUUUUAGACACACAUCUGUGCACAUAUGAUCAAUAUUUUUGCGUAGAUGCUAUGUUUCACUGAUUGGAUUAACUUCCCCAUAUAGCAAGAGACCUGGGUAUCCAUAAAGCUUUGCUACAGUAAAGGAUAGGUUUCUUUCCAAAGAAAAAAUAAAUUUUUUUUUACAUCAAGUUGUAAUUUCAACAGGG